AUGAUUGAGGCCUCAGUCCGCGACGCACUCGUGGCAUUUGCUGCUGAGCGCGAUUGGGAGAAGUUCCACACUCCAGAGAAUCUCGCCAAAAGCAUAGCAAUCGAAGCAGGCGAGUUGCUAGAGUGCUUUCAGUGGAACGCAGACGCCGAGCCGAAGCGUGUGCGCGAGGAACUUGCAGACGUCCUGACCUAUUGUCAACUUCUCGCAAUUCGCAUUGGAGCCGAUCCGGAUCAGCUCGUGCUAGAAAAGCUCAAAGUCACGCGCAAGAAAUAUCCCAUAGCUCAGGUUGAGUUCUCUAGACUUGCCGUUGCGACAUGGAGAUCCCAAGAUGAGAAACACGGGAAUUGGCCUGUUGUGUAUGUUUUGGAUGACAACAGUCGUCAAGGCAGAAGGAACUCAAGCAAUGUACUGAGAGACAUAUACGUUGGAGAAUCACUCAACGCUGUGGGCCGAUUACGUCAACACCUCGAUUCACCAGCUAAGCAACAUCUGACCAACGUCCGUGUCAUCUUGCACGAGAAAUACAACAAGUCGGUUUGUCUAGACUUGGAGUCUUAUCUUAUCAGAAUGAUGGCUGGUGAUGACGCCAACCAAGUGCUUAAUCGAAAUAACGGCAUCACCGACGCACAGUACUACCAGAGGGAAGCAUAUCGAGCAGGGUUCCGAGCAGUGUUCGACCAACUCAGGUCCGAUGGCGUCUUCACGCGAAGUAUUCCAGAAAUCGAGAACGGCAGUCUCUUCAAGCUAUCUCCUUUCAAAGCACUGACGGAAGAUCAAGCAAAUUCCGUCGGAGAGAUCCUCACGGGAUUCUUCACCGAUCUUUCGACGGGCAGGAGAAGCGCAAUUGUGAUUCAAGGCGACCCAGGCACCGGCAAGACCGUCGUUGCUAUAUACUUGAUUAAGCUCAUUGUCGACAUUGCAGCACUUAACUCGCUCGAAGAUCUCAACAGCGACUCGCGAUUUUCCGAAUUCCUCACUGCAACCAACCAGAAUCUCCUUGAAAAUUGCAGAAUCGGGUUGAUUGUACCGCAACAGUCGUUGCGGGGCACUAUCAAAGAUGUUUUUCGAAAGACGCGCGGGCUGCACCCGGACAUGGUUAUGACGCCCUUCCAAGUAGGAGAAGCAGAAGGGGUUUUUGAUAUGCUGAUAGUUGACGAGACUCAUCGGCUCAGUCAGCGCGCCAACCAACCGUCUGGAGUGCUCAAUGGGAAGUUUACAACUAUCACGACGGAACUUUUCGGCAGCAACGACUUCAGUAAGACGCAGCUUGAUUGGAUUCUAGCGAAGAGUCGGCAGCACAUCUUCCUCUUGGACGCAAUGCAGAGCGUUCGACCGGCUGAUCUUCCACAAGAGCUGCUUUCCGGUCUCGUUGCCGAUACCCGUGCAACGGGCCGGCAUUACCAGCUCCGCACUCAAAUGCGCGUACAAGCGGGUUCGGAUUUUGUGUCUUAUAUUCGUUGGAUCCUCGAUCCUAGCCCUCUCUCUGUUCCGCGAGCUCGCCUGAGUUUUGAAGAUUAUGAUUUCCGCGCCUUUGACACCGUUGAAGGAAUGCGAGAUGAGAUUUUCAAACGCAACGCCGAAGCGGGCCUUUCACGCAUGGUUGCGGGAUACGCUUGGGAGUGGAAGACUCAAAAGGACAAAACCGCUUUUGAUAUCGAGAUUGGCGAUACGAGACUUCGCUGGAAUAGUACGCCAACAGAUUGGGUUUCUUCUGAUAACGCGCUGCAGGAAGUUGGGUCGGUCCACACGGUUCAAGGCUACGAUUUGAACUAUGUUGGUGUCAUAAUUGGUCUGCAUUUGCGAUUCGAUCCGCUGCGAAGGCGGCUUCAUAUCGAUCGCGACUCAUACUUUGAUAAGAAGGGAAAGGAAAACAACCGGGCGCUCGGUAGGACCUACUCGGAUGACGAUUUGCUACGGUUCAUAACCCAGAUCUAUGCAGUGCUCUUAACACAAGGGAUUCGGGGUACAUAUGUAUAUGCGUGCGAUCCUGGCUUGAGAGCAUAUCUCUCGGACUUCAUUCCAUCCAGUUCAGGGAAUCCUGUAAAUUCAGCCCUCGGCCCGAACAAUCACACAAUUCUCUAA
Molecule: messenger RNA, 2082 nt
Organism: Alternaria atra
Lineage: Eukaryota; Fungi; Ascomycota; Dothideomycetes; Pleosporales; Pleosporaceae
Exons: 2
Coding region: 1-2082 (693 amino acids)
Biological process (GO): nucleoside triphosphate catabolic process
Molecular function (GO): nucleoside triphosphate diphosphatase activity
Source: RefSeq, a predicted model, not a curated record